ACAAGAAACAUAUCAAGAAGACUUAGAGGGUGGAAUUCUGACGAUUGUCGGAUUAACUAUGGCUAACAGGAAUAAUACGACCAAGCAAAUAUCAGAGCAGCCUAGUAAUAACCACCAUUUGCGCUUAUUGGUUAAUAACGGUACUGAUAACGCUGAUAACAAUAUGCCCAGCUCAGCUGACAAUAUUUUAUACUUCCAAAAAACCCUAGCACGAAGUGUGGAAUCAUUGUAUCCGGUCGGUACCAGUCAUCUACAAUCAUCAUCAAUGCGACGUCUUUCGCACAACUUCAACCACGAAAGACGCCGAUCCUUGCUGAGAACACGACCAACAACGGCGAAGAUAAUGGCCAAAGCAAGCCGUUGUACUUCAGGUAGCCCAAAACCGCUUCAUCCUGCACAAUUUGACCCUGUUAGAGGUCUGAAUCUGAUUAAUCUAUCAAAUCUGUUAGUAGCAAACUUUUGA
Molecule: messenger RNA, 463 nt
Organism: Loa loa (African eye worm)
Lineage: Eukaryota; Metazoa; Nematoda; Chromadorea; Rhabditida; Onchocercidae
Exons: 1
Source: RefSeq, a predicted model, not a curated record